Poecile atricapillus (Black-capped chickadee) is the source of this 2484-nucleotide messenger RNA. It is a transcript of the gene BTBD10, whose product is annotated as BTB domain containing 10. Gene Ontology annotation, molecular function: protein binding. Gene Ontology annotation, cellular component: cytoplasm. Gene Ontology annotation, biological process: positive regulation of phosphorylation. Lineage: Eukaryota; Metazoa; Chordata; Aves; Passeriformes; Paridae. The transcript is spliced from 9 exons. The record is from RefSeq and is a predicted model, not a curated record. Bases 337 to 1761 code for a protein of 474 amino acids.
CGCGAGAGCUGGCGGCGGUGCCUGGCCUGGCGGAGCGGCGGCGGGAGGCGGCCGCGCCGGAGUCGGUGAGUGCGGGCGGCCGGGGGCGGCCGGCGGGCCUUUGGCACACUUCAGCUCCCUUCAGCUCCCUUCAGCCCGGCAUCCCGAGCCUCCCGCCGGCCGGGCCUGCGCCGGUUCCCCUGCUGCAGAGCCUUUAGGAUCGGAAGGGGUCCCCGGAGAUCCCCCGCUCCGGGGCGCGGCGGGGUCAGGCGGAGCAGGUGGCACCGGAGCGAGUGCAGGUUGUGAGUGCUGCAUGUGUGCUUUUCAGAGCAGUAGUGUGAGGAAGCUGGCAGUGGAAUGGCAGGACGGCCUCAUCCUUAUGACAGUAACUCCAGUGAUCCAGAGAAUUGGGAUCGGAAAUUGCAUAAUAGACCUCGUAAACUUUGUAAACAUUCAAGCACCUCAUCCCGUGUUGCUAAAGGAAUAGACUACACCAAAAUGAGCCUCCAUGGUGCGAGUGGUGGACACGAGAGAUCGAGGGACAGGCGCAGGUCCAGUGACAGAUCUCGUGACUCGUCCCACGAAAGAGCAGAGUCUCAGCUCACUCCGUGCAUCAGGAAUGUCACUUCACCCACAAGGCAGUAUCAUUCUGAUCGGGAGAAGGAUCACAGUUCGUCUCGGCCCAGCAGCCCCCGGCCCCAGAAGACAUCCCCCAAUGGUUCAGUUGUCAGCAUGGGCACCAGCAGCAGGAACAGCAGCCAGUCCAGCUCAGAUGGCAGCUGCAAGGCUGGUGGGGAAAUGGUGUUUGUGUAUGAAAAUGGCAAAGAGGGAGCUCGGAACGUCAGAACUUCCGAGCGAGUAACGCUCAUCGUGGACAACACCAGAUUUGUUGUAGAUCCUUCCAUCUUCACUGCACAACCUAACACGAUGUUGGGCAGGAUGUUUGGAUCAGGCAGAGAACACAACUUUACACGGCCCAAUGAAAAGGGAGAGUAUGAAGUUGCUGAAGGAAUUGGUUCCACUGUGUUUCGUGCUAUUCUGGAUUACUACAAGACUGGGGUGAUACGCUGUCCUGAUGGGAUAUCUAUUCCUGAGCUGAGAGAAGCGUGUGACUAUCUCUGUAUCUCCUUUGAGUAUAGUACCAUAAAAUGCAGAGAUCUGAGUGCUCUGAUGCAUGAAUUGUCAAACGAUGGUGCUCGCAAGCAAUUUGAGUUUUACCUGGAAGAAAUGAUUCUGCCAUUAAUGGUAGCCAGUGCCCAAAGUGGGGAGAGGGAGUGCCACAUCGUUGUGCUGACAGAUGAUGAUGUUGUUGACUGGGAUGAAGAGUAUCCCCCCCAGAUGGGAGAGGAGUAUUCACAAAUCAUUUACAGCACAAAGUUGUACAGAUUCUUCAAAUACAUUGAAAAUAGAGACGUGGCCAAAUCGGUUCUGAAGGAAAGGGGGCUCAAGAAGAUCCGACUGGGCAUCGAAGGUUACCCCACGUACAAGGAGAAGGUGAAGAAGCGGCCGGGCGGGAGGCCGGAGGUGAUCUAUAACUACGUGCAGCGGCCGUUCAUCCGCAUGUCCUGGGAGAAGGAGGAGGGCAAGAGCCGGCACGUCGACUUCCAGUGCGUCAAGAGCAAAUCCAUCACCAACCUGGCGGCGGCGGCCGCCGACAUCCCGCAGGACCAGCUGGUGGUGCUGCACCCCACGCCGCAGGUGGACGAGCUGGACAUCCUGCCCAUGCAGGCCGGGCCCGGCAGCAGCGAGCUGGAGGCCGAGGGCCAGAACCCCCCGCUCUGAGCGCGCUGCCCCGCACAAGCAUGCUCCCUGCAGUGCCCUGCCCGCCGUGCCGCAAUGCCCCGCGUCUCUCCCCGCUCCGUGCCGCUCUCCAGGAUGCGGAGGGGCCCCGGGGAUGCUCGGGGAGGAGCGGGCUCCGGCGCUGGGCUCGCUGUCUGUGUUUGCCCCUGGGUUUGUGACCUUGGUGACUCGUGAGCCGGCCUGGCCCCGCCGCCGGGGCACGGGGCUCGGCCAGCGCGGUGGGAAUUGAUAGUAGCACUUUACAAAUGGUUGAGAAAUGGAAUUUGAAGCCAUUUUUUAUAAAUGUAUUGCACAAUACUAACAAAAGUGCUUCUAUCAAAGGUAUUAACUGUACAUAGUUUUGCUCUGAAUAGAUUGACCCUUUUAAAGUUAUUGUAUAUGGUUGAGCACAAAACUACUUACUCUUGGGUUUUUGGAUUGAGGACGUGAUUCAAUGACCCGUGCAACAUCUUGUCCGAGUUCUUCAGUGAAUUUUUUCACUCGUUUGCAGCGUGAGCCAUGUUCAAAAAUUGUGAACAACGGACAGGGGCUUUAUCUUAAAUUUUGCCUUACCUUAAGCUGUUCACAAAUAUUUAUUUAAUACAUUUUUCAUAAGUGUCAUGAGAUAGGAAAAUGCAAAUGGUUCAUUCUUCAUUUAUUAAUGAUCGUAAACAAGUUUUUCAUGCAAAUAAAGUUUCCAUUAUUUUAAUGGCCUUGAAUUAUCUG